This is a messenger RNA of Monomorium pharaonis (pharaoh ant), 2737 nucleotides long. Its product is annotated as chymotrypsin-like elastase family member 2A. The record is from RefSeq and is a predicted model, not a curated record. Lineage: Eukaryota; Metazoa; Arthropoda; Insecta; Hymenoptera; Formicidae. Gene Ontology annotation, biological process: proteolysis. Gene Ontology annotation, molecular function: serine-type endopeptidase activity. The transcript is spliced from 7 exons. Bases 221 to 1072 code for a protein of 283 amino acids.
GCUCUACCGUUCAAGUAUUAAUGAGAAUAGCGAUUUAUUGGUAUACGCUCGUCAAGAUAUAAAAUGCGGACAAGGUGAUACGAUCGGCAAUGAUGUAAAAUCGAAAUUGAUUACUGUUGUUAUUCGCGACUCGAUAUAGAACAGAGUGUUCCCAGAGUUACGUUCAGUAAUUAUCUCGUGCUGUUUUCAGCAGGUGAAAUUUCCACAAAAGUCGUGCAUCAUGAAGCUCGAUUUGACUCUGACAAUCGCAAUCAACAUCCUUCUGAUCUUAGACGCAGUACGCGCGUAUCGUCUACGUAUAAAAAUAAAUCCAGAUUGUGAAUGUGGAAUAACAGGAGGAAUAUCGAAUCGUAUUGUCGGCGGAAAAAUAACGAUUCCGCAUAUAUUUCCUUGGGUCGUAGCAAUACUUAACAAGAGAACUCUUCAUUGUGGAGGCACGUUAAUUAAUAACCGAUAUGUGUUAACAGCUGGACAUUGCGUUAAAUGGACAAAUUAUGACGAUCUCUCAGUCGGCGUAGGUAUGCACGAUAUCGAAAACACACAUGAGGGAUAUAUAGUUGAAAUUGAUAAUAUAAUUUUACACGAACAUUUCGAGAGUGAUUAUCUCCAUGAUAUAAAUGACAUUGCUUUGAUUCGACUACAACAUCCAGUUAGAAUUGAUGAAAACGUAAGACCUGCAUGUCUCCCGCAUAAAGGUGCUGAUUAUACGGAACAGUACGUCAAAGUUGCCGGCUGGGGACGUGUUUCAGUGGAAGGAGAACCUUCCCGAUUUUUGCGUCAAGCCACCCUGAAAGUAAUGUCUUUUGCAGCAUGCAGGAAUACUUCAUUUGGCGAGCAUGUCACAAAAUCGAUGAUAUGUGCUUACAAUGACAAUACUGAUGCCUGUCAGGGUGACAGCGGCGGACCUCUUCUAUAUCCAAGAAUAGAUGGAAAAUUUGAAAUAAUUGGAAUAGUUUCCUGGGGUAUUGGAUGUGCUGCUCCUGGAAUGCCAGGUGUAUACGUGAAGAACACGGAUUACCUAAAUUGGAUAAAAUAUCACAGCAGAGAUGGUAUUUUUUGUAUAGAUAGAUAGAUUCCGUGUAUAACAGAUAUUAAAAAAUAAAUGUAAGUUCAACAUUAAACUUUAGUUAUUUAAACUUUAGUUUUAAUAUAAAUAUUGAUUAGAUAUAAAUUUUUGGAUACAUCAAUUUUUAUUAAAUAAUAAUAAGAUUACAAAUCUUACGAAAAAUUAUAGUAUUUGUGUUAUUAAAAUAAUUGUUUUAAUUUUUUAAAACGUUAUAUGUAUAUAAUCUCUUAUUCACAGACUCACUAAUACAAUACCAAUGCAAUUUUUUAAAACACGAUACGCUCAAUAUUAUCAGGUCACGUCGACAAUACCACAGCAUGAGUAUUUCAUUAUGGACAUGACUACAAUCUGCAAUAAUCAUAAUUCUUUUUAUGUCGUUAACAAAUCAGGAGAUGCUUUCAAUUCUAUCAUUCAUACAAUUACUUUUGCUGUAUUAGCGAUAACGCUUCGAUCGUUUGAUGAAACAAUCAGAAUUCCAUUAAAAUGCAUAUGUUAACAUUAUUACAACAUUAAUAUAAUUAAUAUUUCCAUAACGCUGCUUUAAAAAAAAAAAACAAAAAUAGCAGUUUAUUUUUUUUAUUUACAUAUACCAAAAGACAAUCAAUUCUAAGUAUAUAUAUAUAAACAUAAAAAUUACAUUCUUAUCUGUCAAGAGACGCUAUCAUUAAUCUGAUAUUUUUAUGUAAGUUAUAUGUUUUACAAAAAUAUCUCAGGAAUUAAUGUCUAAUAAAAAUUUUAGUAACACUUUAGUAACAUGUCCAAUGUAAUGUCCAAUAAAAAUUUAGUAACACUUUAGUAACAUGAUAUAUAAUUAAAAAUACUUUAUAAUAAUAUUAAUUUUCAAAGUUUUAUUUUUAGCUUUUGUUUAUAAAAUAUCAUCUAAAAACAAGUUGUAUGUAAGUAUUGAUGAUCUUUCUUUAUUAUUGCAUGUAAAGACUUACACAUUAAUUUUUUAAUUACAAGUUGCAGUAAACUUGAAUCGUAUAUAAUUGGACGGCUUUUUAUUGCUAGAAAAUAUGGCGCUAAUUAAGAAAUACUAAUAUUAACUUUUUAAUUAAAUUAAGUAAUUCUUUUAGAAAAGUUCAAAAUUUAAAGUUGUGCAAUAAUAUAAAAAAAUACGGUAUGUGUUUCAAAUCGUAUAAUAUAUAUAUGUGGAAAGGUUGUAUGUAUGUGCAUACAUUUGCAUUGAUUCUACAACACUUUCUCUUUAUUUUAAGUAAAUAUAUUUUGUAAUGAAACACUAUGUUUCUUUAUAAACAAAACCAAAUUUUUUAAUCUAUUUUUGUGGCGGAAUCGCAUCACCACCUGUUUCUCUUAGAGUUAUAUUUUUAUAAAUAACAUUUUAAGUAGUAAAUAUUUCAUAACUUUGAAUCUAAGAUAAUUUAAAUAACACAUUGACUAAUGUAAUCAUUAAGUUUUCUAUUUAAAAUAUUGAUUAGUAACAAAACUAUUGUGUACAAAAUAUAAAUCUUCUUUUCCUCUACUAUUGAAUAAAUUUAAACAACUCAUAAGAAAUAAAAGAAUCAAAAGACUAUAUAUAAAAUAAGAAAACACUUAUGAAUACAAUAUGAGUUUGACGACAUUAACCUUCAACGGUCACCCCCUGUCACGAUAAUCCUGACAAAUUUUUAAUUCAAAGUUCAUAUUUAAAAUUUCGAGAAAUGAAAAAAA